GCUGGACCUGCCUCCUUCCUGUCCAGAGUUCCUCCUUGCCUGUCCUCUGAUGACAUGGAAUGUGGCAGCCUCGCCUCUCUGCUCUGCAGUCUCCCCUCCCUGCUUCUCCUGGUGCAGCUGCCCAGGUGGGGCUCUGCAGAUGUGUUCCAGGUGAUUGGCCCCAAUGACCCCAUAGUGGCGGUGUUGGGUGGUGAUGCCAUUCUGCCCUGCUCCCUGUGGCCGGUCAUGAAUGUAGAGGACAUGGAGCUGCGGUGGUUCCGUUCUAAGUUCUUGGAAGCAGCACUCGUCUAUCAGAACGGCCAGGAGCUUGACGAGGAGCAGCUGCCCCAGUAUGCAGGGCGGACCUCGCUGGUGAGGGAUUUCCUCUCUCAGGGUGAGGCUGCUGUGCACAUCCAGAACAUACAGGUUUCAGACAAUGGCAAGUACACUUGCCUCUUCAGACAAGGAAGACAAUAUGAUGAGGCCAUUUUAGACCUUCAGGUGGCAGGCCUGGGCUCUGCCCCACAAGUGCACAUUGAAGGACCAGAGAAGGACGGAGUUCGUGUGGUGUGCAAGGCCUCAGGGUGGUUCCCGAAGCCCCAGGUGCAGUGGAGAGACGUCCGUGGAGAGAAGUUACUGGAGUUCUCUGAGGUGCACACCCAAGACGCAGCAGGGCUGUUCAGCGUGGCGACUGCUGUGGUGGUGAGAGACAGCUCUGCAGGGGACGUGACCUGCUCCAUCCUCAAUCCCAUCCUGGGCCAGGAGAAGGUCAUGGCCAUUCCGAUCCCAGAGCCCUUCUUCCCUCAGGGCUCUCCCUGGAAGGCAGCUUUUGCUGUGAACCUGACUGUGCUAGGACUCCUACUUGUUGGAGCUGGCUGGGUCACCAAGAGAGAGCAUUCUGCAAAGGUGUGGGAAAGGCAGAGACGGAAGGAUCUGUGCCGGGCUAAGAAGGAAGACCAGCAGGCAAAGGAGGAGGCACUGAAGUCCGGAGAUGAGCUCCAGGCAGAACUUGGUUGGAGGAAGGCAGCAUUCCAGGCUGCCUGGAGGAAGGCGCAUCUGUAUGCUGAUUGGCGGAAAGAAGAGUUCCAGGCCUGGUCUGUCACUCUGGAUCCAGGCUCUGCCAAUGACAACCUUCUUGUUUCUCCUGAAAGGACCUCUGUGACCUGGAGGGACAAAAAGUUUGGUGAUUUGAAGCACUCCAGUGUGUUGGGCCUUAAGGGCAUCACAUCAGGAAGAUGUUACUGGGAGGUGGAGAUCAAGGAUGACAUGAGAAGCCUGUGGGCUCUGGGGGUUUAUCAGAAGCAUGACACACAACAGGAUCCCUGCAGGGUUGGGGUCUUCCUGGACUACAGUGAGGGUGAUAUCUCCUUCUAUAACAUGGCAGAUGGGUCCCACAUGUUCUCCUUCCCCCCAGCUUUGUUCUCUGGACCCCUCUACCCAUACUUCUGCCUUAAUUCAGGAGAUGUGACCCUGAGCAUCUGCUCUCCGUUGGGCUUCCUGUGA
Ochotona princeps (American pika) is the source of this 1482-nucleotide messenger RNA. Its product is annotated as butyrophilin-like protein 1. The transcript is spliced from 11 exons. Gene Ontology annotation, molecular function: signaling receptor binding. NCBI's taxonomy places the organism in Eukaryota, Metazoa, Chordata, Mammalia, Lagomorpha, Ochotonidae. Gene Ontology annotation, cellular component: external side of plasma membrane. The record is from RefSeq and is a predicted model, not a curated record. Gene Ontology annotation, biological process: regulation of cytokine production; T cell receptor signaling pathway. Bases 55 to 1482 code for a protein of 475 amino acids.